Molecule: messenger RNA, 2133 nt
Organism: Trichophyton verrucosum HKI 0517
Lineage: Eukaryota; Fungi; Ascomycota; Eurotiomycetes; Onygenales; Arthrodermataceae
Exons: 4
Coding region: 1-2133 (710 amino acids)
Cellular component (GO): eukaryotic translation initiation factor 2B complex
Molecular function (GO): translation initiation factor binding; translation initiation factor activity; guanyl-nucleotide exchange factor activity
Source: RefSeq, a predicted model, not a curated record
AUGGCUCCGAAAGGAUCGAAACAGCGAGGGGGAGGAGCGCCGAGGGGCAAUAAGAAGCGCGGAGAGGGCACAUCCAGACGCAGAGAUCCCAUGAUAGACGAGAGACAGCAGCCAUUCCAGGCGGUGUGUCUUCUUCCUAUCGCAAAUACCCUCUUGAUUGAUUAUACCCUUGAAUUCCUGUCCAAUGCCGGAAUAGAGGAGGUAUUGCUCUAUGCCGGCGCACAUGCAGAUAUGCUAGAAACUUAUCUCAAUGGCUCGAAGUGGAAAUCAGACAUAUCACCUUUUACAAAAGUGCGGCUCAUCAGGACAGCAGCAACUACGUUCGGAGAAGUCAUGCGCGAUCUACAUGAGAAACAUCUAAUGAACGGUGACUUUCUGCUAGUUAACGGCGAUGUUAUUGGGAAUAUCCCGCUCGAGCAGGCAUUGAUCGAGCACCGUGCUCGGCGAGAAACAAACCGAAAUGCCAUCAUGACCAUGAUACUUCGAGAAGUCGGGGAGUCGAAUAGGGUUCGCAAGAGUGCUGAUGCGCCGUUGUUUGUCAUUGAUCCUACCAAGGAUAGAUGUUUGCAUUACGAAGAGCUUCCGUACCAUUCACACGACGGAUACGAUCUGCCGUCGAAUCUCGAGAUAGACCCGGAACUCCUCGACGCCCAUUCUGAGAUUGAUGUUCGAAAUGAUCUGUAUGAUUGCCGUAUCGACAUAUGUACCCCUGAAGUCCUGGGUCUGUGGGCGGAUAGUUUCGACUAUCAGUCUCCGCGCACCCAUUUCCUCCACGGUGUGCUGAAGGACUACGAACUUAAUGGAAUGACUAUACACACCCACAUUUUGAAGGACCACUAUGCGACUAGAGUUCAGAAUCUACAUGCAUACGACCUUGUUAGUCGGGAUGUUAUAUCUCGAUGGACAUUCCCUCUGUGUCCAGAUACAAACCUCUUCCCUGGAUAUACAUAUACAUUUAAGCGGAAUUUCGUCUAUCAGGAGCAAGGUGUUGUGCUGGCUAGAUCCGCAACCAUCCAUAGCCGGACUGUCGUCGGUAAGGAUACAACUAUCGGAGAAGGGGCUGUCAUCACCAACAGCGUCAUCGGCCGGAGGUGCAAGAUCGGCAACAAUGUUGUCCUUGACGGUGCGUAUAUAUGGGAUGAUGUGGUUGUGGGCGAAGCAACGGAGAUACGCCAUGCUAUUGUGGCCAAUGGUUCAGUCAUCGGAGCCAAAUGCCGAAUCGAACCCGGUGCGUUGCUGUCAUAUAACGUCAAGAUUUCAAGUGGAAUAUCGAUACCUGAGAGCAAGAGCAUUACCACAUUCCAACGAGACCCUGACCGGAAGGUACCGAAUGAUGCCAAACUUGUUGGUAAGGAUGGUGAAGGUUUCGAAUUCGUUUAUGAAGAGGAUGAGGAUGAAGAGGAGAUUGACUUCAUCCCUGGCUUAAUGUACAAUAUGGCUGAGCUUUCGCUGUCCGAUGCAUCGAUAUCGACUCUCACGUCAGAUAAGACCGAGGACGGCGAUUUUGGCUUCCGCUCAAGAUCAGACAGUGUCAGCACAACGACAUCUGACGAUGAGGGACGGGACCAGUUCCAUCACGACGCCGUCUCUAGCGUCUUCGAUGGACUUAAAGAAGGUCUUAGCGCUGAGGUGGUGCAGCUCGAGCUCGUUGGUCUACGCAUGAGUGCCAAUGCAUCUGAACACCAAGUCCGUCGUGCUGUAGUCAUGGCGUUUAUGAAAUAUAUCCAGCACGUCACGGAAGCAGGCACCGUCGGCCUAGCUGAUUCCGUUCGAGAGCUGUUCAAAAAGUACAAGGACACAAUCAUGCGAAUUGUCUUUGAUCAUGACACCGACGACAAGCCCGACCAGGUAGACUUGCUCCUGCUAUUCCAGAAGGAUCUCACGGAGCGGAACAAGGGAGGUAACAUCUUGCUUUUCACGGCGAAGGAGCUUUAUGACUUGGAGAUAGUAGAUGCCGAAGCCUUCUCGCAGUGGUGGGAAGAUGAGAGGUCAACGGCCACGCCUGCGAUGGAGAGCGUCCGGACACAGACCAAACCAUUUAUAGACUGGCUUGAAGCUGAAUCUGAUGACGACGAUGACGAUGACGAUGACGAUGAGGAGGAGGAUGAUGAUGAUGAUGAAAGCGAGUCUUGA